Populus nigra (black poplar) is the source of this 2129-nucleotide messenger RNA. RefSeq names its product protein SENSITIVE TO PROTON RHIZOTOXICITY 1-like. NCBI's taxonomy places the organism in Eukaryota, Viridiplantae, Streptophyta, Magnoliopsida, Malpighiales, Salicaceae. The transcript has a single exon. The record is from RefSeq and is a predicted model, not a curated record. Gene Ontology annotation, biological process: response to aluminum ion; response to acidic pH. Bases 411 to 1931 code for a protein of 506 amino acids.
CAAUGCACACGAGUGCAGAUGCAUCUCAACUCUAAAGAGACACAGUGAGAAUCUUCCUUAGUCCAAUGAAACUUCACAAAAGUUGUCUUUUUUUUGUCAAUGUGCCACUUAUACCAUGAGUGACCCAACCAACGGCUCUGAUUAAUGGGGUGCCAUCAAUCAAAUCAAAUCAAAUUGCUACAAAUAACAGUCCUGACUGAUGGGUUUGAUUUAGUUUUGGUGAUACUGUACCCUCCAUGGUAGCAGAGACCUUUGCUGGUAUAACAUCGAUGCUGUUAGAGCACACCUUUUCUUUCUCAAAAUAUAUGGAGCAGCCGAGUUGAAGCAAGGUCAAAGUGUGUAUUGCUAAGAUCCCAGCUUUUUGUUCGCUUUGAUUCCCCAUACUGUGUGGAGAGGAGAGGAGAGGAUAUAUGGAUCUUAAGGAUAGGCUAUCUGUAGAUGUAUGGGCAGAUACUUCAUCCUCCGGUAAUGAAUUGCCGAGAAGGAUGUCCUCGGAGAAUCCAUCCUUCACCGAUUUCAAUUUACAGCAACAGCAGAAGCAGCAGCAAAAGUGGGAGGACAACAUAAUAUCACCACCUUUCGGAGGAUUCAACCAAGCAUCGGAAUCUGGAUUUUUGCUUCUUUCCAACCGCAACAAUCAAACCAAAAUUCUGGAUCAUCAAGAAGAUGGAAAAAGUAUUGAGACACUUGAAACAAACAAAGUCCAAGACUGGGAUCCAAGAGCCAUGCUUAGUAAUCUCUCUUUUCUAGAGCAAAAGAUCCAUCAUCUUCAAGAUUUGGUGCAUUUAUUUGUUGACCGCAAAGGUCAGGUUCUUGGGGGACAGGAUCACCUCGUAACUCAGCAACAGCAGUUUCUCAUAACUGCUGAUCUCACUUCAAUUAUUGUUCAGCUGAUCUCUACUGCAGGUAGCCUUCUCCCAUCUGUGAAACAUACACUUUCUGCAGACACUCCUAAUGGACAGCUUAGGCAGCUUGGAGGACUUAUUUUUCCUCCUGUGGCGGGCAUGAAUUGUAGUCCACAGCCGCAACAUGGUAGUGGAAGGAAAGUUUCUGAUCAGUCCGACAAGAUGGAUGUUACUGGUAAUUGUGGGACUGACCAGAACCACUUCAUUGAAGAACAUGAAAUGAAAGAGGAAGAAGAUGCUGAUGAAGGAGAGUACCUUCCACCUGGUUCCUAUGAUAUAUUACAACUAGAAAAAGAGGAAAUACUAGCACCACACACCCACUUCUGCACAAUAUGCGGGAAAGGGUUCAAGCGGGAUGCAAAUUUGAGGAUGCAUAUGAGAGGCCAUGGUGAUGAGUACAAAACCCCUGCUGCACUUGCAAAACCCAACAAGGAAUCCAGCUCAGAUCCAGUGGUUAUUAAGAGGUAUUCCUGCCCUUUUUCUGGCUGCAAGCGAAACAAGGAUCACAAGAAGUUUCAGCCUUUGAAGUCUAUUUUAUGCGUCAAAAACCAUUACAAGAGAACCCACUGUGACAAAAGCUACACUUGCAGCCGAUGCAACACCAAGAAAUUCUCAGUGACUGCAGAUCUUAAAACUCAUGAGAAGCAUUGUGGCAAGGAUAAAUGGCUUUGUUCCUGUGGCACAACAUUCUCGAGGAAAGACAAGCUUUUUGGACACAUUGCUCUGUUCCAAGGCCAUACUCCUGCUAUUCCUCUCGAGGAAACUAAGGGACCAGCUGUGUCAUCUGAUAAAGUGGACGGGAACGAAGCAUCAAAUAAGGUCGGAAACAUAAAUUUCAGCUUUGGCUCUCAUGCCGCUACCGGAAGUGGGGCUCAAAAUGUUAUGGAAGUGAACGACGAUGCUGAUGAUCCUUCCAGUUGUUUCUCGCCGUUGAACUUCGAUACAUGUAAUUUUGGUGGGUUCCAUGAGUUUCCUCGACCUCCAUUUGAUGAUUCAGAAAGUUCGUUCUCUUUUCUUCUUUCUUGAUCCCAUAAUUACAGUCAGAAAACCGGCGGGGAGUCUACUUCUUGUAAUAAUCUUCAAUAACAUAUGUAGUUAUUUUAGUAUUAGCUUUUACUAUUAGCUCAUGAUCAUGGAUCUCAGAUUUCAAAUCCUAGUACAUUUGUAAGGUGAGGCUGUCCAAUGCAAUUUCAUGAGUUCAAAUAAAUGCUUGUUCUUUAGCCA